AUGUUUUUAAGUAAACUGUGCGUAUUUUCUCAGUCCCAACCACUGGAUGUCAAAACCAAGUUUUUUAACUCAGACAAGGAUGAUUUAUUUCUCGAAGUCCAGAUUAUAAACACUUCAUCUUCAACUGUGUUUAUACAGAAAGUUUCCUUGGAGCUACCUGAAAUGUACACCGAAGAAGCAUUAAAUACUCUCAACCUGGAUGGAGAAGAUGAGAGUACAUUUGGAACCAGAACAUUUUUGCAGGCAUCAGAAGGACGCCACUACUUAUACCGCCUGCGGAUCAAGGAGGAAUACCUGGAGAAAGCGAGAACCCUCAGUGGACCAACGAAAAUGGGGAAGUUAGAGAUCGUGUGGAAACGGGAACUUGGCGAAAUGGCGAUGCUACACACAGUCCCACUUGAAAGAGAGGCUCGAAGUUGCAGAGGACUGAAGCUGUCUCUGGAGAAUGUUCCAGACACUGUAGCCCGAGAAGAGCCUUUGAAAAUUGCCUUCAAGAUAACAAACUGCACUGAUAAGAAAAUGAAACUGCUUUUGAAGACGCAUGAUACAACUGCUGUUCGUUGGUGUGGAUAUUCAGGGCGAAAACUUGGUACGUUGAUGCCAGGCUCCUCGCUUUCCUUUACCCUGACACUACUGUUCUUACAGCUAGGCCUAAGGGGGAUCUCUGGCAUACGGAUAAUAGACGCAACGGUCAAGACCAAAUAUCGCUACGACGGUGUUGCAAAAGUCUGCGUAGUGCCUUCCGUGGCUAAAAGAAAAAGCUAA
Molecule: messenger RNA, 765 nt
Organism: Peromyscus leucopus (white-footed mouse)
Lineage: Eukaryota; Metazoa; Chordata; Mammalia; Rodentia; Cricetidae
Product: trafficking protein particle complex subunit 13-like
Exons: 1
Coding region: 1-765 (254 amino acids)
Cellular component (GO): TRAPPIII protein complex
Source: RefSeq, a predicted model, not a curated record